CAACCUUCAACCUGAUAUUCCUCCCUCUGACCCCAAACUAUCGCUCUGUAUCCGGGUAUCUGGUCAAACGGUCAACGAAAUGGCUACUGUAGUCCCGCUGAGGCAUCCGUCCGCUACGGAGGGGGUUUAUCCGUUCGCUUAAACAAGGAGGUCUGCUUCGGAACAAUUGUGAGCCUGCAUGACAACUGGGGACGAGUGUCGAGGCGGCCGCUCGCCGUGGAUUCGAUGCCGGUAUGAUAAUAUUGGGGUCUGACACUCUGCUCUGCCCUGCUCUGCCCUGCUCUGCCCUGCUCUGCCCUGCUCUGCUCUGCUCUGUGUUCUACGAUGCUUGAUGUUGGAGUUGUCCUACCGGUACUUUUUUGACAAUCCCGAUUCCUGAUUCAGAAUUUUCAUCAAAAUGCGGGGGGAAGGAAGUUGACAAAGUUGUGUGGGGAAAGGAACCGAAGCGUGUAUCAGUGGCUGAAACGCUUGGGUUUCCAAAGGCCAACGCCACUGCCAGCAAACGUCAUACCGCAAGCCUCGUUUUGCCAACAAAACAUUCAUGCACAUCCAGCGAAGUUAGGCGGGCAGGCAGUUUUGGUCCGGGGCAGAAAACCAGCUCGGUUCCCGCUACGAAGUCUUCUCGCUCUACCACCGAACCCUCGACUCGAGUUAUUUGCACUAGACCAUACUAUUUUGUAUGAUACAACACCAGACCUAGACCUAGACCUAGAUUACUACUGCUGCCUUGUCCUCGAGCAAUUCCCCCGCUGCUGCCCUACUCGAACAAGCAUCAGACCGAAAAGUUUCACCGAUUACCCUUAGAGAACAUCCACCCUCUAUGACCCGGCGUCCAGCAGCUGCCCCCUCUCUUCCGCAAUUAUCUUCCUCCUCUUCUCCAUAUCCAACCCUCAGUAUGUCCCACCUAGAACCGUGCGACAGCUCACCAAACACGUCCCCCCGCUCCACUGUAGCCACCCGACGCUCCUUAACCCCGCGCGCCACACCCCCGCGUCGCCGUCGGGUAAUUUCCACCAGCGCUACCCGCCGCCGAACGAUCAUUCCCAGACAAGAAGCUCCGGCGCCACCCGUGCCAUCCGCUUUCUUCGUCCCCGCUCCCGCUUCCGAGCCGUCGACCUCUAACCCCCCAGCACCCCCUCGCUUUGAACUCGGCGACUUCGGGGACGCGCCUCAGAAUAUCUUCCGCACUGCUGGGUCAUUGCUGGGAUUCCUUUCCGAGGUGGUGUUUACGGGGCUGGGAUUGUUGAAGAAACCGCUCAUAUAUAUCUUUUAUAUAUACCUCUUCGUAGUGGUGCUAUGCUACGCUUUUCAAUUUGUGGCGCAGAGCUUGUACCAGUUACUAUCACCUAUAUGUGCGUUGCCUGGGGCGUCGUUGCUGAACGUACCCAUCUGCGACUUCGCCAGCGCUAGCACUGGUAAUGGCGACGACGGGAACCGUAUCCCACAAACCGACUUUCCGAAACUGAUAAACCUGCAGGCUAGCUUCGAAGACAUUCUCGAGAGCAGUGCGGGGGGCAGUAGCAUGGCCCUGGACCUCAAGAACUCUGAAGUCGCUGUGCGGGACCUGAGCAUGCUCGUGCGCGCGAGCAAGCUGGUAAAUAGGAACGAGCUAUCAGAGAAACUGGACGACUUUGUCCAAACCGCGAAGCAGACAUCCCGUGGCCUUACCCGCUUCGGCUCUAGGGUGAACGGGGUCGUGGACAGCCUCCUGGCAAUGGAUGAAUUCGCCAUUCGGUCAUUAGAAAACGCCCAGCUAUCCUCCACAACGACCGACUCCCCCCCCUCUAUCGCCAGCGCAGUAUCACGGAUCGUCCUAGCACCGCUCCACAUCCUAGUCCCGCACAACCAGCAAAAGACCCAAUCCUCAAUCCUAAAAGCCUUCCUUCAAGCCUCUACCACAAUGGACACCUCGAUCCAACGCCUAAUCUUGGAGGCAGAACUAGUCCUGCGCGACCUAGAUGACCUGGAAAACCGCCUCUCGACCAUCCAAGACAUGGCCUCGCGCGAGGACUCAGUCCUUCAGGAGAAACACCAGGAAGUCCUUGCAGAGCUAUGGUCAUUCCUCGGCGGCAACCGCCGCAAACUCGCCAACUUUGCCUCCCACCGGAGUCUGCUCGCCAACAUUGCUACCUAUAGGAGUAGAGCCCUGGCGCACGUAUCCGCUUCGCUGAUACGGCUGCAACAGAUGCAGUCGGAUUUAGAGGACCUUAGAGAUAGAGUCGCACAACCGGCUAUGCUCCGCGACACACAGGGCGAGGGGGAGACCGCAGGGGAGAUUCCGUUGGAGGUGCAUGUUGAGAGUAUCCGGAAGGGUGUUGAGAGGUUGAACCGUGGGAGGGAGAGGGUUAAGGGGAAGGAGAAUGAUUAUGUUAGGAAGAUUCUUGGCCAGCACGACGAGGCAAUUAAAGUGUUGGACGCUGGGCGAUGAGUAUUGGGGGAACUGAGGUGUGCACAGGGUGUAAUGAUAAGUCUUGGGUUUCUGGGAUUGAUGGCGUACGGGUUGGCAUGAUAGAUAUCAUCAGGCUUCCGGAGUUGCGAUGUCUUAUUAUGCACGGUUUAUAAAAGUUACUUGGGUGAAGGGUUCCGGAGCAAUACGCGGGAUGAUGCACGAGUGAAUGAAUGAAUUGACUAGAUGGGAGACGGCGGCAGUGGCAUUUGCAUGUACUGUACAGUACAGUACGUACUCGCGCAUUGGGGAAAUUCUAUUUCUUUUCCUUCUUCCCCCAGCGCACCACUCUCCCACCCAUUCAUGAUAUAAUAAUUAUUGUGAUAUUAUGUAAAAUAUACACACCAUCACCAGA
Messenger RNA from Tuber melanosporum (Perigord truffle), 2801 nucleotides. RefSeq lists its product as uncharacterized. Lineage: Eukaryota; Fungi; Ascomycota; Pezizomycetes; Pezizales; Tuberaceae. The transcript has 2 exons. The record is from RefSeq and is a predicted model, not a curated record. The coding region runs from base 896 to 2428 and encodes 510 amino acids.